Molecule: messenger RNA, 7570 nt
Organism: Coregonus sp. 'balchen'
Lineage: Eukaryota; Metazoa; Chordata; Actinopteri; Salmoniformes; Salmonidae
Source: the annotation of a GenBank genome assembly
GAGUGAAAAUUUGAAACAACACUCUUGUGGACAACAUGGAAAGGCAAAUGGUGAGUUGACUCUAUUGACUAAAUAAAGCAAAGGGUGAGUUGAUUUUUAAAAUUCCAAUUACUAAUCAGUACCUUCCCCCAGGGAGAGUGUCAAUUCAUUCACUAUUAUACAGUCCUGACAGAUUUGAAAAUUGACUUCCCAGUCAGUUGUAAAUAAAGAGUUGAUGUCACGUCUCCUCCCGUUGCUCCCCUCCGGCGCUCUGAUUCGCUGGUCUACUGAGCCACCGGUCUGAGCGCACCACCUCGGCAACACCGGAAUGGAAACCCAACGCACCCUAAGGCACUGCAUCUCAGUGCUUAUCACAACCGGCCGUGAUUGGGAGUCCUAUAGGGCGGCGCACAAUUGGCCCAGCGUCGUCCGGGUUUGGCCGGUGUAGGCCGUCAUUGUAAAUAAGAAUGUGUUCUUAACUGACUUGCCUAGUUAAAUGAAGGUUAAAUAAUAAAUAAAUACAAAUUACCUCCAGCGCACCUGCACCUCAUCACCACCCCUAUGUAGCCCUGGACUGUUCUGUGCGAUUCUUUAGACGGAACUCGCAUGUCGGGACGACGAGAUGGACCUUGAUACCCUCAUCACCACGUCCAUCUGUCUUGACGACAUGUUGAGAGAGAGACAGAGAGAGAGAGAGAGAGAGAGACGGCGUUCCCAACACCUCCCGGAGCCUCGACUCUCACCCCAUCUGAGCUAUGGAAGCCGCCCUGCUUCCGAGUCCUCACCCAUGGACCACAGAUCCCAUGACGGCCCCCUAUCUAGGCGGUAUGACUCCCGUGAGUGUCACGUCAUCUCCUAUCACAAAACCAUUGUUUUUAGUUCCCAUAACGGCGACUGGUUAUGCCUUCUCUUCCAUUUCUACUGCAAUGACAGAUUCCGGAUCAGCGAGGAACCUUAUAGAUAGGGAGCUGGUCUCUGAAUGUGGGUUGCCCACCGUGCCACUGCCAUCUCCGCUACACGUCACCUCACUGGACAAUAAACCCUUUUGGGUCAGGCACCAUUACGCACGUCACUCUCCCCAUCACCAUUCCCACACUACCGGAGCACCACAAGGAGCUGUCAUUCCACAUCGUCACGUCACCCCUUCACCGGAUCAUCUCAUCACCACCCCUAUUUAGCCCUGGACUGUUCUGUGUUGUGUGUGUGUGUGUGAUUGUUAAGCGUCGUUUACGCUAUCUUUUAUUUAUCUUUCUCAUUAUUUAAACCUCGACCUUGUUAAUUCCUGUGUCUGCAUCCUGUCACUUCAUAUACUCCGUGCUCAUCACAGUUGAAGUGUUAUGCCACAACUUUAGUACGAGGAAAUUAAAUAAUGAAUGGAAUCAUUGCACCACUAACCCACAUCACUGCAAGUACAAUUAUUUAUCCUAAAAUCAUUUCACAUGUCUUCUGAUGCAGAAUGUUGGUUUUUGUUGUCUAACAGAGGCCUGGAAGUUAUGACAUGAGGGGAGAACACAGAGCGUUAUUGCUAUGUGUCCGGGACAAGGAGAAGAUGAAGGAAAACCGGUGCGGUAUUGAAGUCGACCGUCAAACAAUGGAGAAGUUCUUUAAGCGGUUUGGUUUCCAGUAUCACAUUGUACUCGACAAAACAGCUCAGGUAUGACAAUGGAAAGUUAUGUUACACCAUUUACACAAUCAAUCAAAUAAGUAUAUAUUUUUUAAACAUGAUCUCAUUGAUUGAUCAAUGUAUUAUUCCAUUCAGGAAAUGAAGCAGGAGGUGAUAGACUUCAGAAACGGCGUCAACAGCAGCAGUGGAGACAUCAGCUGUGUGUUUGUGGUGACUUCGUCUCACGGACAUCGGGAUGUCAUCAUAGGUGCAGAUAAAAAGAGGCUGCCAGUAAAAGAUAUAAUCGAACCGUUUGGAGACGAGCUGUGUCGCAAGAUGAAGGGGAAACCUAAGAUCUUCAUCAUAGAUGCCUGCAGGGGGAGUACGUUUACACUUUCCUACCUAGAUCAGUACAUUUUGUGAUCUCAACCUAGCCUCUUUUAGAAUCUGAGGGUGAAAUAUUUACACACUCGUCUCCAACAUGUUGGCUCAGCAUUCCAAAACAGUCCCAUUACAAGUCAGAAUGUUGAAACAAACUUCAUUUCAACUUACUUUACCUGUUGUCUGACGAUUUUUGUCCCUAUGUAGGAGGUAAUCUGAAAUAAUAUCCACACGGAAAUGUUACCUUCAGUACGCAGUAUACAGCACUGAACAAAAAUAUAAAUGUAACAUGCAACAAUUUCAACGAUUUUACUGAGAUAGAGUUCAUAUAAGGAAAUGAAUUAAUUAGGCCCUAAUCUAUGGAUUUCACGACUGGGAAUACAGAUAUGCAUCUGUUGGUCACAGAUACCUUGAAAAAUGGAUUUAAAAAAAACAAACAAAAAAAGCUAGGGGCGUGGAUCAGAACCAGUCAGUAUCUGGUGUGACUGCCAUUUGCCUCAUGCAGCGUGACACAUUGUGGCCUGUGGAAUGUUGUCCCUCUCCUCUUCAAUGGCUGCGCGAAGUUGCUGGAUAUUGGUGGGACCUGGAACACUACGUCAAUCCAGAGCAUCCCAAACAUGCUCAAUGGGUGACAUGUCUGGUGAGUAUGCAGGCCAUGGAAGAACUGGGACAUUUUCAGCUUUCAGGAAUUGUGUACAGAUCCUUGCGACAUGGUGCCGUGCAUUAUCAUUGCUGAAACAUGAGGUGAUGGCGGCGGAUGAAUAGCACGACAAUGGGCCUCAGGAUCUCGUCACGGUAUCUCUGUGCAUUCAAAUUGCCAUCGAUAAAAUGUAAUUGUGUUUGUUGUCCAUAGCUUAUGCCUGCCCAUACCAUAACCCCCCCGCCACCAGGGGGCACUCUGUUCACAACGCUGACAUCAGCAAACCGCUCACCCACAUGGUGCUGUACAUGACGUCAUCAGCCCGGGACAGUUGAAACCGGGAAUCAUCCAUGAAGAGCACACUUCUCCAGCAUGCCAGUGGCCCAUCGAAGAUGAGCAUUAGCCCACUGAAGUCGGUUACGACACCGAACUGCAGUCAGGUCAAGACCCUGGUGAGGACGACGAGCACGCAGAUGAGCUUCCCUGAGACGGUUUCUGACAGUUUGUGCAGAAUUUCUUUGGUUGUGCAAACCCACAGUUUCAUCAGCUGUCCGGGUGGCUGGUCUCAGACGAUCCCGCAGGUGAAGAAGCCGGAUGUGGAGGUCCUGGGCUGGCGUGGUUACACGUGGUCUGUGGGAGGUCCUGGGACCAACAUGCCGCAUUUAUAUUUUUGUUCAAUGUAUUUUCAAUACUGAUGCAAUUCGCACGUAGAAAAAAAACACUUGCACAAUAUGGCCGAACCUAACUGAACCACAGACCGAACGGCAAACACUUUGUGCUGAUUGCUAGGAAACGUGCUUUGGUCAACUACGUUCGGUUACAUUGAGCUAUUGUUUACAUAUUGUGCAUCACGUGCAAUGGGUCAACAGGUUGAAAAUACAACUGACAGAAAAUGAAAGUUGUGGAAAAUAAACACUUUCUUGUCAACUCCAUCUCCACCUCCUACAGCUAAAAGGACCAACAGCACGUACAACCAGUAAAAAGUUCAUGGAUGAAUUUAAAAGUGACAAGCCAUUUCAGACCAUCCUGAUCGAUCCUAAACUACAUUAUACUGACGUCUUUACGUAACCACCUGACUGACCCCCCCUCAGUCACCUCGCAAAUCUAUAAUCAUGAAACUACACCUACGUUUAUUAUCUGAUUUAUGUAGACUAACUGUCUUGCCAUGUUUUAUGUUUAAAGGCAACCGUGAUACUGGAGUUAUAUUUGAUUCUGCUGCUGAUGAAAAACGAUCAAAGGAAGCCAUGGCUACAAAAGAGUACCGGUCCACUCGAGUGCCACCAUGCAUCAACGACAUGCUGGUUGCAUAUGCAGCCAUGACAGGUAAUUGUACUUGUGUGAAUGCUUGGAUAUUUUUCAAGAGCUAUAUAUUUUUUGUUUGUUUAAAAAAAAAGACAUUUAAAAAAAGACAGUUGCAGGCUUUGGUUUCUCUCUUGAUUUAGUUUUCGAGGUUUGUUCAGGUUGAGAGAAUGCCAAGAGUGUGCAAAGCUGUCAUCAAGGCAAAAGGUGGCUACUUUGAAGAAUCUCAAAUAUAUUUUGAUUUGUUUUAACACUUUUUUUUUGGUUACUCCGUGAUUCCAUAUGUGUUAUUUUAUAGUUUUGAUGUCUUCACUAUUGUUCUGCAAUGUAAAAAAUAAAGAAAAACCCUGGAAUGAGUAGGUGUGUCCAACCUUUGACUGGUACUGUGUGUGUAAACAAACAAGUGUUCUAAAAGUUCUGCAAAAGAACAAGUCAUUGACAGAUAAUGUUCUUCUUAUAGAUUAUGUGGGCGUGAUGGACAGCACCUCUGGAUCACACAUGAUUUACAACAUUAGUCAAGUGUUUUCCUCACCUGAUGCAGCAGGAGAACAUCUCUAUAACUUGUUUGUGAAGGUACAGUGUUUUUGGCAACUUUUCUAUUCAUUGUUAAAAGCUAUAAUUAGGUAUCUGGGGAAUCUGUUCAAUGGUCAUUUCAAUUUCUUGAUAUUACCUGUUGAUUCUUGAAGAAUAUAACCUAAAAAAAUACCUCACAACUGUGUUUUUCUUUCAUAACUCAACGUAUAAAAUUUGAUUCCUCCAAUGUUUACAUACAACACCAAAAAAUAAACCAGAACACAUUAUACAAAUCAAUGACACUUCUAAAAACCCAAAUCUGCAACAAAUGAUUUCCAGCCUGUAUGUAGUGAUCAUACUUCCAUUUGUGAACCCGCAGGCCAAUGCAAAGAUGGUGGCAAACACCAUAGAUGUCACAGUCGAUGAAGGGAAGCCGACUCAAAGAAGGGAAUGCCGUAAAAUAAUUAUGACAAUGGAAUCCACCCUCAGGAAAACCCUUUACUUGGGAAGUCCAAACUAAACUGGUGCUAAGACAAUUGACAGCACAGAAGGUAGAAAGUAGAUUCAGCAUUAUUAGUACAUAUUAUUUCCUUGCUCUAUUUUUUUCAAAUGUCUGCAAGGUCUUCCCACUGUAUAAUCAGUCUAUUCCUCUAUUCUUUUACAUUUUUAAGAAAUUCUUAAACCAGUGGUCACCAACCUUUUCUGAGUCAAGAUCACUUUUUGAGUCAAAAUGCUCUACCGCUCAGAUUUUUAAAAUACAUUACUUUAAAAAAUGUAAGUCUAUGCAACAUUAAGCAAUUAAAACCAGUUCUGUAGCAAUGAGGUUUGUGCAGUAAGCUAUAGGCCCAAUACAUGAUCACCACAUACUGGGACACAUUCUUCAUGCACUGCAUUAUUUCUGUCUCAUGCACCAAUUCAUGUUGUUACUCCUAUGAGCAGAGGAGGUAAAAUAUUCCUCGAUAUUAAAAAAAAGACACAAGCCACUACUGAUAACAACGCAAGCUUAUCAAAACACUUUCCCAUACUCAUUCAUUACAGCUGCAGUGCUGGUUGUAGCUUGAGUGGAAGUAGGGAGAAUGCACAUGUUAUGGCUUGUUGACAGUGCUGAAUAACACAUAUAAACCUACUCAUAAAAACAACAGCUCUUUGCUGUAUUUAUCGAGUCUCUCUCUAGUCAUGGUUUUAAAAAUGUUCAUCUCAGCAGUAUCAACUAUGCUGUGCGUUCGAGGCUUUAAUUUUACAGUCUAUGGCUCGAGGAAACUGUGCAGACAUGGUGAUCUGAGCUAUCUGAUUGGCCAGCGGUAGGCCUGUAGAUGCACUUGAUUUGCUCUCUGGGCCUGCCGGGUAGACGGAGUUCCACCUUCAGACACAUGAAAUGAAAUGGUUCAAAAUGGGAACACGUUGCCUUCCCGGCACUAGGGCUGCUGAAUCAAGUGCACCUACCGCCAACAGCGUGAAACAAAAAUAAUAAUAUAUCCACAGAGUUUCUAAACCCAGAGGCGCAACACCGCGAGGCUUCGGUGAACGCUUGUGAAACAGGCCAAUCAGACCAGGCCGGGGUUUGGGGUAUGAGAAGUCAAUGAGAGAAGUGACAAGUCUUCCUUAGUUCUACAUGUUCUCCUAAUCUAAAGGCACAACCUAGUCUUCCUUAGUUCUACAUGUUCUCCUAAUCUAAAGGCACAACCUAGAUUUGAGCCAAUGUCUUAAGUAGUUGAACAUGUUAUUACUAGAACCUUGUGAAAGUGACAAACUGAAACGUUUUCAUUUUUUGUCAAAAAACAACUUAAUAUCAAAGGAGUGCCUUUUGAAUUGACGGCCCUGCACAUGCGCAGUUUGGCGCCAGACGACGGUUAGACCCAAUGACGUGUUUCUGCGCAUGAGCUUAGCUAGCCAACGUCGCCAUGACAUCGCCUACAAGUGUGAUCGGAGAUUUCUAUUGGAGAAGCAGUUUUAGCCUGUAUUCAUACUGUACUGUCUUUGCCUUAUCGUUUAUUUUAUUUUUUACAGAAAUGUUCUGUGAUGCCUUGGAGAUCGACCUAGUUGGUGACCACUGACUUAAACUGUAAAGUUGCAACCAUUUAAUAACCUUUUUUGGGUGGGGGGGUGAAACAUGUAAUUGUUAUAGGUUGAUUAUAUUUUAAUCUGCUGUUUUUCUACCAAACUGGUCUGAGCUUGUUUAUCAAUGGGUAGUUUGCUGAAAUACGUCUAAAGACAUGUUGAUUGAGGGGGACAUUAUAGAGGAAUAAAAAUGACUUCAUGCUUUCACGUGAUUUUUCCAUUUUGUCUUCCUUUUGUGCCCAAGACUUUGGUACUUCAGCAAAAGCAAAUUCAACGUCAUCUUAAAAUAAGACCUACUCCAAGAAAUGGUACAUAUUUUCUCCAUAUAGUUCUGUAAGGGUGACGUUUCUUUAAGAAACAGUGAUGAGCUAUCACCAGUUGAAUAGGAAGAGCAAAGCAUUCCAAGUGUGUUCUGUAGAUUUAGCAUUAGGUUGUAUUGGCACAACCACCCUGCACUGCACACCUCCCACCACUAGAGGGCAGCAGCAGCAGCUCCUUCUCUCUACACCUCCCACCACUAGAGGGCAGCAGCAGCAGCUCCUUCUCUCUACACCUCCCACCACUAGAGGGCAGCAGCAGCUCCUUCCUCCUCUCUGCACCUCCCACCACUAGAGGACAGCAGCAGCUCCUUCCUCCUCUCUGCACCUCCCACCACUAGAGGGCAGCAGCAGCUCCUUCCUCCUCUCUGCACCUCCCACCACUAGAGGACAGCAGCAGCUCCUUCCUCCUCUCUGCACCUCCCACCACUAGAGGGCAGCAGCAGCUCCUUCCUCCUCUCUGCACCUCCCACCACUAGAGGACAGCAGCAGCUCCUUCCUCCGCUCUGCACCUCCCACCACUAGAGGACAGCAGCAGCUCCUUCCUCCUCUCUGCACCUCCCACCACUAGAGGGCAGCAGCAGCUCCUUCUCUCUACACCUCCCACCACUAGAGGGCAGCAGCAGCUCCUUCUCUCUACACCUCCCACCACUAGAGGACAGCAGCAGCUCCUUCUCUCUACACCUCCCACCACUAGAGGACAGCAGCAGCUCCUUCUCUCUACACCUCCCACCACUAGAGGACAGCAGCAGCUCCUGUAGUACACUUCCUGCUCCAUAG